Angiostrongylus costaricensis is the source of this 381-nucleotide messenger RNA. Lineage: Eukaryota; Metazoa; Nematoda; Chromadorea; Rhabditida; Metastrongylidae. The record is from the annotation of a GenBank genome assembly.
AUGGUGACGAUCUGUACCUACAAUUCACGUAUACUUGCAUCCGAGUCCUCGAUAGAAGACCUGAUAAUGGAAGCGAGAGAGAAAAUAUAUGACGCCAUCGGCCUGGCCAAGACGAGACGACAAAACCCAUUCAAAGCCGUCUAUGACACCGGAGAAGAACUGUUCCUCCUUGGAACAUACGACAGUAGAGGAGUCGGCGGCGUCGGCGUUCUCAUCAACACGAGUUUGUCCAUGAACAUUCCUGUCCAUUCAUUCGAACAAAUUACAACCCAUACUGGACGUUUACGAUUGGAGAAAUGUGGAUCAAUAACUGCUUUGACAAUCUUCGUCGCUUACGCGCUGACAUCAAACUAUGACGAAGAAGAAGUCGAAGCGUUCUAA